GGGGGGGGCUGGUGGCUGCCGCGGCGGGAGCGGGAGCGCCGGUCCCGGUCGUUUCGUGCCUGCCCCGGGGCCGCUCCCGCCGCGGGCUGUGCGCGGGCCCGUUUCCGCGAGGGCGGGCCGGUACCGGGCGGCGCACGUUCCCCCCGCCCAUCACGGUCUGCCCCGCCCUUGCCGCGAUUGGCGGGGAGCGGGCGGCGCGCCGGAAGUGCGUGAACGGCGCCAACCGGGAAGGGAGCGGGGCGGGAGGCCCGGGGCCGCGGGAUGAGCAAAGGGCGGGAGGCCGCGGCCGGCGGAGGCGCCACCGCUGUCCUGCUGCGGUACCUGCGGGAGCAGAACCGCCCGUACAGCGCCCAGGAUGCCUUCGGGAACCUGCAGCGGGAACACGGGCUGGGCAAGGCGGCCGUGGUGAAGGCGCUGGAGCAGCUGGCGCAGCAGGGCAGCGUGCGUGAGAAGGUCUACGGGAAGCAGAAGAUCUACUUCGCUGACCAGGAGCAGCUCCCGGCCGCCAGCGAUGCGGAGCUCCGCGGGCUGGACGGGGAGAUCGCCGCCCGCUCCGGCCAGCUGCAAGCGCUGCAGCAGAGCUGCCGGCACAUGGAAACGGAGCUGAAGGACUUGAACAGCUCCAUGACAACCCCUGAGAUUGCCAGGGAGAUCGAGGCCCUGAGGAAGGACUGUGCCAGUUACGCGGAGAAACUGGAGAGGAUUAAAUCUGCUACCAACCAUGUGACUCCAGAGGAAAAAGAGAAGGUGUGCCGGGAGCAGCAGCUGUACCGCCGGGAGUGGCGCCGGAGGAAGCGGAUGGCCACCGAGCUGCUGGAUGCCAUCCUGGAGGGCUACCCCAAGAGCAAGAAGCAAUUCUUUGAGGAGGUUGGGAUAGAGACAGAUGAGGACCACGGCGUCGUGCUGCCAGCGACCACGUGAGGUGCUGGGGGAGCCUUUGUUCUGGGGAGCUGCUGCAGAGCUGCCUCUGAAACUCGGCUGUUGGGUUGUUCUUUUUCUGGUUUUGCAGGACUGGGAUUUGUCCUGUGUAUUUGAGUUUGUUUUAAAAUGUUUUGCAGUUGGAAGGGUGGUGGGUAGGAGUAAUUUGGCACUGGCCCUCUCCUUGCAGUGGAAUGUUGUUUUUUCCUGCCCCUAGUGCACCGAGCUGCCUGGCUGGGGUCUGAUGAGGCUGAGGGGACACGUGGGGGCACUGGUGCUGUGUCCCUGGUGUUCUGGUAAGGAAAGGCAGCGAGGGAUUCUCUGGGCUGCAGAGCUCUGUCUGUGUUCUAGCUGCUUCCUGCUGCAUGCCUGAGUGGUCACAUGAGAAUAUGAUCCAUUAAACACCAGGAUUUUGGUUCAGCUGCA
Pyrgilauda ruficollis (rufous-necked snowfinch) is the source of this 1344-nucleotide messenger RNA. It is a transcript of the gene PSMC3IP, whose product is annotated as PSMC3 interacting protein. Gene Ontology annotation, molecular function: double-stranded DNA binding; recombinase activator activity. Gene Ontology annotation, biological process: homologous chromosome pairing at meiosis; meiotic strand invasion involved in reciprocal meiotic recombination; meiotic joint molecule formation. The transcript has 8 exons. Gene Ontology annotation, cellular component: DNA recombinase auxiliary factor complex; condensed nuclear chromosome. The record is from RefSeq and is a predicted model, not a curated record. Lineage: Eukaryota; Metazoa; Chordata; Aves; Passeriformes; Passeridae. The coding region runs from base 262 to 921 and encodes 219 amino acids.